GUCCGUCAGUCCGUUUCGUGAACCGACGUCGCGCGUACCGACGCUUUUCCACCGUUUUCGCAAUUUUCUCACGGCGAAAAUACGCGCAAAAUAGUAUGAAGUGAACGUCGGGAAAAACUGAGCCCCCUUUCCUCCCCCUCAUAAGUUUCUAAAAGGAAAAAUGCGGUUUUCCACGUGCGUGGCCCUGGCGAUUUUACUGAUUUUCGAAAAAAUCCGUCACACAAAGAGCCUCAAGGGGAUGAAACUGACUAUUCCGAGGGCGGUUAGGGAGGGCCACUCGGCCACCCUCGAUUGCCAGUACGACCUACAGGGGGCCCAACUUUAUUCGGUCAAAUGGUACCGGGAGAACGACGAGUUUUACCGCUACGUCCCUAAAGAGGAACCGCCCACCAGGGUGUUCACCAUCCAAGGAAUCCACGUGGACGUUUCCGUAUCGGAUGCGAACAAGGUCACCCUGUUGUCCGUGGGCCGCGACAUUUCCGGACUGUUCCAGUGCGAAGUUUCCGCGGACGCACCCUCGUUCCAUACCGACGUCAGGUCCGCGCCCAUGACAGUUGCCGUGGUUCCCGUAGGGAUCCCACUGGUCACCGUAGACAAAACCGGCCUGGAACACGGGAGGCCUCUAAUAGCCGACUGCCACGUCCCCCCCAGCCAUCCAGCCUCAAACGUCACUUUCUUCGUAAACGACGAAAAGGUUCCGGGCUACACCUCCGAACAAAUCACGCCGUUGGCGGACCAGUCUCUGGAACAAAAAACGGCGCGCCUGGAACUAUCCGGGGUGGGGGGCAGCUGGGAACCGUUGAGGAUCACCUGCGAGGCCUCCCUCUUUAAAUUGUACCGGGCGAGGAGCCUGGAGGUCCAGGUGAAACCGGACACGCCCCAUCCCGCGUCCGUACUCUUAAUGGGCGAGAGAAACUCUUCAGGUGCCCGGACCAAUUUGAUGCUCAUGCCCCCGUCGAGGCUCGUCUCCCUGGGGGUGUUUCUCGUGAAAGUGUUCUUUUAAGGGUGCGUGAACUGGUUGACAAACAUAUUAUAUACGGACUAAUCUGUGAUACUAGUUGUACAUAAAACUGAUAUUAUUUGUUUCCCUAUUUAAGAAUAUAUAUGUGAUAAAAUUAGA
Messenger RNA from Anthonomus grandis grandis, 1120 nucleotides. RefSeq lists its product as uncharacterized. The record is from RefSeq and is a predicted model, not a curated record. The coding region runs from base 161 to 1003 and encodes 280 amino acids. NCBI's taxonomy places the organism in Eukaryota, Metazoa, Arthropoda, Insecta, Coleoptera, Curculionidae. The transcript has 6 exons.